AUGACUUCCGAAGCAAAGGAUGUGCAUGAGCUCACUGAUAUAAAUUCGCUUGCAUCGCAACAUGGGUCGCGAGACUCUCAUAGUGCUGGAGCCGCCACUACUCGCAUUCAAGAAGCCCCGACGAAACCACCUGCAAGACAUGCGAUAAUAGUCGAUGGUCCAUUCAGCAACAAUGCCAUACACAUGCCGCCACGAAAUCAGUUUUGGUUGCCCUUCUUCCUAAGACCAACAACUCUUCUAUCCUUCUUAAUUCUGUUCCUACUUCUAGCGGCAGUUCUGCCAAUUCUAUAUGCACUUUCAGAAAAGAGGAAUGGACUGAGAACAGCCGACCAAGACAAACGCCUGGGUUGGACAUAUGGACCAACAGCAGUGUUCACAUUCAUCGCAAUCCUCUGGAGUCAAGUAGACUACCGCUAUCGACAACUGUUCCCUUGGAAAAAUAUGCAGAGAUACAAGGGUUUCGAGAACGCAGAUACGACAAUUUUGCUCGACUACGUAUCCCCCUGGAGUAUCAACAUACUUUAUACAUCAGCGAGAAGAAAACAUUGGCUCGUAGCACUUCCGGUGUGCGCAAGUUCAAUCCUUACGAUCAUGGUCAUUCUGUCGACUGGACUCUUCUCAUUGCAAAGUACCACUGUGUCCAAUCGAGUCCUCAUGUCUAAACAAGAGACAUUUCUUUCAUCAGGUCUAAGAUUGAACUGGACCACCAGAAUAAGUGAGGCGCCAUUGACGAUAGCUUAUGGAGUUCGCUACCUGAAUCUCAGCCUGCCCCAUGGAACGACUGAGAGCUCUGUUUAUCCAAGAUUCAAUGUGUCGACGAAUGCGUCCCUGAAAUUUCAGCGUGGCGAUAUUCUGAGCAUGGAGAUGGAUGUCGUAACCUUCGAUGUGCCCUGUGAGAAUGCGAACAUUGUGUUAGGGCCUCAGCGAUUUCGACAACCCUACUGGGAAUCUAAUGUAACACUUACAACACCAGCAUGCUCUUUGACCGAAACCAUGCAGCUUGGGGGAUCACAAUUUGGAAUUGGCAACGCACCGGGAAUUUUCAACAUUUGGACUGGUAAUUGCAGCGAAGUACUGAGCGUGGGGGCCAUGACAAGAACCAACAACACCAAUGGCCAGCCUAUCCAGUAUGUAUCAAAUCAGCGAAACGAGACGGGCCGGUACCAAUUUACAGGCGUAAUCUGUGCUCCGUCGUAUAACGUUAGCCGCAAAAAAGUGUCCUAUCGGAUGAUUCCAGGCACCGCAGGUACGGAGGUAAACAUAACGGCUGUACCGGGAGCGACUGCUUCGCAAAUACCUGGCCUCACAACAUCAGAGCUCAUGAACUCUGUAUGGAGAGGCGGUGCAUAUAUCGGGUUAGCCAAUGGCUUAAUCAACGCUACAACUCCUGGCCACAUUCCUAUGGAGUUGAGCAAUAUGACAUUCCUCUCAAGCGUAAUUCGCUCCAUGCAUAGCAUCGCAGGAAUUCAAAUCAUCAAAGAGAAAUACCUCACUGAAGAGCCACAAAUUAUGGAAGGCACCGUGACGCGAGAUGAGCAGCGACUAUUCGUACGUGUGAUAGCAUUCAGCUUCCUAGAGGCCAUGUUAGUUCUACUCAUUGCAAUCACAGCCACUUUGAUCUGGAUGAAACCACCAAGAGUGGUCCCUCGCAGUCCUGGUUCGAUUGGAGGUUGUGCAGCACUUCUGGCCCAGAGCCAUGUAUUUACAAAGCAUAUGGACAAUCUCGGAUCUAUCCAGCAACACGAUCUAGAGCAACAUUGUCGAACACGGAAGUACCGUGCGUCAUUUAGCUUAUCCGAAGGACAGCAAACCUUUGCGGUUCAUGUAAGUGAUACGAAUGCCCAAAAAGGAUUAAGGCCAGGCUCUUCGACGUUCACAGAACCGCCAAAAUGGUGGCGACCUUUCACUGCCUCUACACGCACUCGUAUCAUUGUUGUGGUUCUGCCCAUCUUAGUUAUUGUGGCUGUCGAACUGUUGCAUCGAAGAUCACAGUCCUCGGGUGGCAUUACGCGGGUUUCACCAUCGAGCCAAAAGCAAGAAUAUGCGUGGACGUAUAUUCCUGCCAUCUUCAUGGUAACCAUUCGCCUACUUUUUGAUACUGCAGCCUUCACGAUAAAGUUGUUCCAGCCUUAUUCAAACCUCCGCCGAGGCGGUUAUUCAACAUCCAAAACCGUGCAACUCGAUCAACUCGGCAAAACGUCGAUACAGACCUUAUGGGAGUCGUUCAGGAUGCGACAAAUGUCGGUCGCAGCCAUUUCUGCUGCACUCUUGGUUGGUCCGUUCCUUACUGUGAUUGUGAGCGGACUCUAUUCCAUUAGUCCAACAGAGACACUAAAGUCGGUCACCGUGAAACAAACUAGUGCUUGGAACACUUCUUUCGUUAAAAACGGUUAUCUAAGGCAACUGGAUAAUCGCCAAAGCAACUUCGCGCAGGUCAGACCAGGAUUAAUUCUCACUGCAAACCUUUCAUAUCCAAAAUGGACUUAUGACACCUAUGCACUGCCGACAGUCGAGUUACAAGAAGACAAUGAUACUUUGAAAGGGGCAAUUCCCUGGUCCACCGGCGGCGUCCUUUCAGUGGUGUUGCCUGCAGUUAGAAGCUCGCUCAAAUGUGAAAGCGUGCCAGAAGAGUUAGUCAAAAUCGGGUUUCUGUUGCACAGCAACUUUGUUAGUCUGUCUACUACUGAUGCGAUACCGGCUAAUUGUCCCAAACUUGAUCGAUGGAUUUGUAGCGACAACACAGGAUCUGACGGCGAACUUCGUCUGAAACCAGGAGAUUACUUUGACUGCUAUAGUCAGUAUAUAUUCCCUGCAAACAGUUCGAUCCAUGCUAUCGAUUCACGAUGUCCAACAACUGGGUACGCGUUGGGAAGAUUGGCCUCAUAUUAUCGGGAGGAAAACGUCAGUGUGCUGCACUGCCACCCCGUAUUCGAGCAAAUGGAUGUUGUCGUGAACUUGACAACACCCAGCUUCGACCUAGAUCCGAUGCAACCUCCUCGUCCAAUUGAGAGUACAGUCAGAAUGUUAUGGGAUGCAUAUCCUAUGGUCGGUGGUGGAAGCAGUACGUUUUUGAACAAUGAAAGAGGAGCCAAUACCGAUACACUGAGUCCUUGGAUGAAGGCCGCUAUCUAUGGCCUUGAUGGGGUGCCUAUCGAGGAAAUCAUGGGAGCAGAGAAUGCCAACAAGCUAGCACAACGGCUCAAUCGAGUUAUUGAAAUUAUGGCAGCGCAGCAGUUGAACUUGUGGGCGCGCGCCAUACCCCCAUUCGAUGAUGCACGGAAUACCGAAGUCGUUCCAUCAAAUGUUCUAAGCUAUAACGCCACUUUAUCCUUCUCGGAUGGGUCGAAGCUGACCCAGCACACUGUUUCCACACGCCUGCUACAAGGAUUCCUCAGCUUCAUGACUGUUUGUGCGAUUAUCGCUUUCUCCAAACAGAGUACGCGUGGUGUUCUGCCUUACAAUCCAUGCAGUAUCGCGACCACGGCAUCAUUUAUUGCAGGGUCAAAACUACUCAGUGCAGAUACACUUCCUCCUCGGUCAGAGUGCAGUUCCGAGAAAGAAUUGUCGAGGCUACUGAGUGGACAUCAGUAUAGCUUGGGAUGGUGGAAGCGCGGUGAAAAACUGCAAUUUGGAAUUGACAUUGGCGAUUACCAUGUCAAAGAUAUUGCAGAGGAGCCUCUUCAAGACGGUAACGACAGUGUGCUCUUCAGUAUUGAGAUAACGUCCUUACGGGUGAUGAAAUGGAAGCAAUCAUCAUUAAUGGCCGCUGUGUAA
Aaosphaeria arxii CBS 175.79 is the source of this 3774-nucleotide messenger RNA. RefSeq lists its product as uncharacterized. The record is from RefSeq and is a predicted model, not a curated record. Bases 1 to 3774 code for a protein of 1257 amino acids. NCBI's taxonomy places the organism in Eukaryota, Fungi, Ascomycota, Dothideomycetes, Pleosporales. The transcript is spliced from 3 exons.